AGGGGUGUAGGAGAGAGGGCGAGAGAGAGAGAGAGAGAGAGAGAGCUACGGGGACAAAAAGGGUGUGAACACGCUCGUACCCCCCUCUUGGUCCUGUCUUGUGGCACUGGCCACUGGUACGAGUGUCUCUUUCAGCCACAGAAUAUUUAAAAGUUGGGCAAAGUACACGGCAGCAACAGGACCUCCCAAACAACUGGCCUUUGCACCCCCCUCCAGCGGUGGCAAGACAGGGAGCAGACCUCCACCAUCAUCCAGUGCCCCCCUCUCCCCCAAUCACUCCUGCCGAGGAUCAGCAUGUGGAUUUUACCCCCGUUUGUCGCCCUGGCGUUACUGGGAUUCUCCCGCUCAGGCACACUGGAUAGCAAGAUUCCCGCGGUGGUUUCACGUAGCUGCAGCUAUGUUGGAGUUUUCCAUGCAGUGGGAGGCUUCCGCUACGCCCUAGACUUCCAGCAAGCAGAGAACGUGUGCAGGAGCCUGGGGACCACGCUGGCCUCCUUGGAGAACAUCACAGCAGCCUACAACAAAGACAUGGAGAUAUGCAGAUACGGCUGGAUCAGCAAUGGGAACGUCACCAUUCUCAGGAGAACACCUCACCCCAACUGUGCCAACAACUUAACAGGAAUUUUAUAUUAUGUGAAUACCUCAGUCCCCCUCAUGCACUUUGACGCCUACUGCUUUGACGAAAAGGAUCUUUCAGACAAGAACUGCAGCGCCGCUUUCACUCGUAAAAACAACGACACGGACGAUGUUCCCGCAGGAGAUGAUGCGAUGGGAACAACAGAGACCGACAGUUCAGAUGAGACAUUUCAGACGUACACCUCUGCCACGAAUGAGUGGGUCAGUCCCUCAGAUUCCGAAGGUGACACUACGGUGAUCCCUGACCCCGUGACAUUCACAGAAGCAUAUAAAAGCCCCAGUCCAACAGAAACACAGAACAGAACAGACAGAGGAAUUGAGGUGGAGGACAGGUAUGAUGUGGUCUCCACGCUACCAACGAUCAGCAUCACCUCCAGCCUGGAAGAGGAAUCUGACGGCAUAACCGGAUCAGGGACACCGCCGGACGAAAGUACCCCGACGUCUGAUGUGUCAGACAAUAUAGUAAACAUACAAGAUAAACAGAAUCGCAUGGUACCGGGUGGUGGAGAAACCAAGAAUAAUAAUGGGAGCGUACCAGACUGGCUGAUCAUCUUGCUCGUGGUCUUGCUGGUGGUGCUCAUCGUUCUGGCAGCUGUUGCCGUUACGAAUAGGAAGAGAUGGUGCGGAAAACAUCAGACUCUGAUGAUCACCAAGGAUGGAGGUGAAGGGAACGGGGCAGCGGCCGGGGCUGGAGCCAGCUCGCGAGCUGAGGAAAGAGAGCAGGAGAUGGUGACGCUGAUGCACAAGGAGGACAUCCAGGAGAACGGCAAAAAGGAGGAUUUCACCGUCAUUGCUCUAGAGGAGUCACCAGAGAAGGCCGAGUUGGCGUGAAAUGAGGGUGGGAUGACAGGGAGGGGCUUUAGGGAGGCGUGGCCCGAGCAAACCUGGGUACUUGGCCUAUACCAGCAGAUGUUUUGAUGUAUGGUUUGGUCUGAUAAACGUGAUGCAGUACUUAACUUGUUAAAUGUGUAUUUGAGAGGGAGCACUGACUCAUUUAACCUGCUGAUUAAUCCAAACGUACCAUCACUAGCCACCCUGAAGCAGAUCAAAAUCCAGACUUGCUGUGGCGUGUCUUCUAGGUCCAAGAGCUACAUAAAGCGUGAGCUAAGGGGAGAGCGUAGGAGAGGUUGGGUGGGUUGAUAAGGAAAAAAAUCAGUUGGGGGGGGGGGGUAUUACUGGGAGGUGAACUGAAAUUCUCAGAGGCCAGGGAAUGAAGGAAAGGAUGUAUAUAUAUAUAAAUAUGGUAUUUUCUGAAUCACACACCUGAAACAAGAGAAUUGCAGACAACCAUCAUGACAGGGGUAGGGUGGGAUGGGGGGGGGUAGUAAUACUAGUUGUACAGUUACAGUAUACUAGUUGACAACUUUACAGGAUAAUCUACCGUUGUGCAAAUCAUUUCUAAGUGAUUGCUUUGAGUUUUAUUUGUAUGUUUCUGUUGGUGUGCCCUGUGGAUUGGGAUGUAUUUUCUGUCCCUGACUGUUGACUUUUUUGUAUUGUUCUGUAUAUACUGUUUGUAUUUUACAAUUUGUACCCCAUUUAGGCUCCAUUAUAAAAUCAGAUGCCGGUUCUUUUUUUUUCUUCUCUCAUAGUAAUUUAAUUAAAAAAAAUGGAAUAUGAA
Molecule: messenger RNA, 2254 nt
Organism: Brienomyrus brachyistius
Lineage: Eukaryota; Metazoa; Chordata; Actinopteri; Osteoglossiformes; Mormyridae
Gene: cd44b
Product: CD44 molecule (Indian blood group) b
Exons: 8
Coding region: 295-1467 (390 amino acids)
Biological process (GO): inflammatory response; cell adhesion; positive regulation of ERK1 and ERK2 cascade
Cellular component (GO): plasma membrane; macrophage migration inhibitory factor receptor complex; basolateral plasma membrane
Molecular function (GO): hyaluronic acid binding; cytokine receptor activity
Source: RefSeq, a predicted model, not a curated record